UUUGUUGUAAAUUUUUUAGUAAAACAACACCUUUUAAUAAAAAUAUUUAAAAAAUAUUAUAGUAAAACUAAUUAAAAUGAAUAAUAAUAAUGCAAAUAUUAUAUUUCAUCCUGUAAUAAGUUCAAUACAGAAAGUUGUUGUAUAUGAAACGAAAACGAAAUUUUAUUUAAUUGGCAGUAAUAAUCGAGAAACUCGAUUCCGCCUACUUAUUAUUGAUCGUACCGCUGUAGAUGAGUUAAGAAUUCACGAGGAUCCAAAUGAAAUUUCAGCAAAAGAUAUUAAAAGAAUGGCACAAAAUCUUUCUUCAGCAAAAAUUACAUCUGCAUAUGGAAUCUUAGGAUUUGUAAGAUUUUUAGAAGGCUAUUAUUUAAUUUUAGUAACAAAAAGAACACGAUGUGCUUUUGUUGGUAUGCAUUUAAUAUAUACGAUUAAGGAUACUGUAAUGAUUCGUAUUAAUGAACUAGCAACAAAGCAACCGCAUCCGUUUGAACAACGUUAUGUAAAAAUGUUUCAAAAUGUUGAUUUAAGAAGUAAUUUCUAUUUUAGUUAUAGUUAUGAUUUAACAAGAACAUUACAAUAUAAUAUGUCUGCUCCGAAAUUCGUGGGCAGCAAUGUUAAUAUUGAUUCAGACGAACCACUUCCAGAUUGGAAUACACUAACUAAUAAUGUUCAAUCAGAAAACGAAAGAGUUGAUUAUGCAUUUCGUUCGCAGCCCAGAGAAAGAUUUAUUUGGAAUGCAUUUUUGUUAAAACCAGCCCGAGAACAUAUAUUAUUAAAAGAUUGGUUAUUAGAAGUAACGCAUGGUUUUAUAAGUCAAUCUAGUAUAAGUAUUUUCGGUCGACCAAUUUUCGUAUGCUUGAUUGCCCGUCGCAGCACUAAAUUCGCAGGUACUCGUUUUUUGAAACGAGGUGCUAACUUUCAAGGUGAUGUUGCAAAUGAGGUUGAAACCGAACAAAUUGUCAUGGAUGGUCAUAGAUUGUGUAGUUUUACCCAAAUGCGUGGCUCUAUACCAUCGCAUUGGUCACAAGAUGUCAGCAAAAUGGUACCAAAACCUCCAAUAACUCUAGAUUUGUCAGAUCCAUUUUGUGAAACAGCAGCGAAACAUUUUGAAAGACUUUUAUUCCAUUAUGGAUCACCAAUAAUAAUAUUAAAUUUAGUAAAGAAACGUGAAAAAAGGAAACAUGAAAGCAUUCUAAGUAGAGAAUUGAAAAGAAGUAUAAAAUAUUUAAAUCAAUUUUUACCACCACAGCAUCGAAUGAUAUAUAGACAUUUCGAUAUGGCAAGACAAAGCCGAAACGGAAAUGUGAUGGAAUCACUUGCCAAUAUUUCAACUGACGUUAUCAAGGAAAAUGGAAUGUUCUUCAAGGAUCGUGAUACUACUACAUUACAAACGGGUAUUGUGAGAGUUAAUUGUGUCGAUUGUCUGGACAGAACUAAUACUGCCCAAUUUGCUAUUGGAAAAGUUGCAUUAGCUCAUCAGCUAUAUAAUUUAGGUUUUAUCAAACCACCUAAAUUGGAAUUUGAUUCUGAUUGUGUAACAAUGCUAGAAAAUUUAUAUGAAGACCAUGGAGAUACUUUAGCUUUACAGUAUGGCGGCAGUCAAUUAGUUCAUAGAAUUAAAACUUACAGAAAAACUGCUGCAUGGGCUUCACAAGGAAAUGAUAUAAUGCAAACAUUAAGUCGAUAUUUUAGUAAUACUUUCAGUGAUACCGAAAAGCAACAUAGUUAUAACUUAUUCUUAGGAUAUUACAUACCAUCAAAAAAUGAUUCAAAACAAAAUCCUCCAAUAUGGGAAUUGCAAACAGAUUAUUAUAUGCAUAAUUAUAAAUCAUUUAAUUCUAAUAACGAUACCAAGUUUUUAACAGAUUGGGUUCGACACAAAGUAAGAUCUUCUUUACCACAUUCCUGUUCUGAUUUAAAUAAAAUUGUAAAAGAAUUAUUUCGAGUACAUUCCAAAGAUGUUGAAAUGAUAGAUUCAUACUCUCAUUAUCAUAUGUCUUUUAAAUUAACUGAAUUUAAUGAGCAUAUUGCUUUUCGAAUAAGUCAAAUGGCAAUGAGAUUUAUGCCAACAUUUCGAACAAAUUUUAGCCCUUUUCAACCAGGUCGACGUCGAGAAGAUCGUUCAAGUGCAAAGAAUCCAUCAUUAACAGGACAAAGUUCAACGAGUUCAACAACAUCAUCAGCGUCUUCAAGUUCUGGCUGUGAAGAAGAUUCAUCAUCUGACGAUGAGUUUCAAACAUUAAAUGCUAAAAACCGGCAAUAUUCAACGAAAAUAAAAAUUUCUACUACGCCAUUAACAUUUGAAAAUUUAAUGCCAACUAUGGAAGAUGUUUAUGGAUGUAAAAUAAAACAACCAAGUACUGAAAGUAUGGCAAUUUAUAAAAAAUAUGUACAAAUCGGUAGAUUAUCUUCACAAUUUUAUAAAAAUGAAGGAUUGCCAACUAAUAAUAAGGAGGCGGCUAGAAUAAAUGCAAAAUUAAUGAAAGGAAUACAAUUAUCUCCUUCUCCUAACUUAAAAAAUGAUACAAGUAUAUCGGUAGAACCGCCUAAAGUUAGUGAAAAAAGCAUAAAAAUCUAUGAAGAUUACGUAAAUAGUAAAAAGACUAUUGUAGGAAUCCCUUCAGUUAAAGAUCUCGAUGUAAUUAUAAGAUAUAUAAAAGAUUUGUAAAAUUUUGAUUUUAUUAUAAAAUAAAAUUUUUUUUGUCCAGCACAAUUAUAUAAACGGUACACGGACUAAAUGUCUUUAUUUUAUGGCUUUAU
Condylostylus longicornis is the source of this 2760-nucleotide messenger RNA. RefSeq names its product polyphosphoinositide phosphatase (gene FIG4). Gene Ontology annotation, molecular function: phosphatidylinositol-3,5-bisphosphate 5-phosphatase activity. The record is from RefSeq and is a predicted model, not a curated record. Gene Ontology annotation, biological process: phosphatidylinositol dephosphorylation. The transcript has 3 exons. Gene Ontology annotation, cellular component: intracellular membrane-bounded organelle. NCBI's taxonomy places the organism in Eukaryota, Metazoa, Arthropoda, Insecta, Diptera, Dolichopodidae. The coding region runs from base 77 to 2668 and encodes 863 amino acids.